Xenopus tropicalis (tropical clawed frog) is the source of this 10614-nucleotide messenger RNA. It is a transcript of the gene rbm33, whose product is annotated as RNA binding motif protein 33. The record is from RefSeq and is a predicted model, not a curated record. The coding region runs from base 151 to 4062 and encodes 1303 amino acids. Lineage: Eukaryota; Metazoa; Chordata; Amphibia; Anura; Pipidae. Gene Ontology annotation, molecular function: nucleic acid binding; RNA binding. The transcript has 20 exons.
GUUUUCCUUCGCUUCUGCUCCCUCCCCCCCCAGACGUUCCUGUUCUUCCCUGCGCCGAGUUCCAUUGCCGAGGGAGGGAGAUUCGGUACGGUAUCGGGAGGGAAUAUCGCCAAUGCGGUACCGGAGAGAGCGCUGAUAUCCGGGAGCAACAUGGCGGCGUUACUCGGAGAUGAUGACUUUGAUCAGUUUGAUAAGCCUGGCGCAGAGCGAUUUCGGAGAAGAAGAACCGUAGAUGAUGACUGGGACAGCGAACUGGAGGAUGAUCUGCUCGAGGAAGAUGUAUUGCCAGGGAAAAAGAGUUCACUUGAUCUGUCAGAUGAAGAGUUAAAUGAUGAUCUUUUACAAAGCGAUGAAGAGGAGCAGGAUCCAAAUUACAGUGCCCAAGGAGUUACACUCAGUUUAAAUGCCACUGCUGGGGGCUUGACAUCAUUUGAGUUGUCAAAGAGUAUAAAUGAAGACCCUGAAGUUGAGGAGCCAGAAAUGGGAGAGGAUGAGGCAGUGUAUGAGGAAGUUGAGGAGCCCGAAGGCUGUGCUGAGGAUUUUGCAGAUGCAUACGAAGAAGCUGACGAGCUGCCAGAAGAGCAUACAGAAUAUAUGGAUGAAGAGACCACUGAUGAGGUGUUAGACCUCGAGAUCAAUGAACCUCUAGAUGAAUUUCAAGAGGAGGUUUAUACUCAGACAUACAAGAGGCAAAAAAUGAUGCAAGAAGCAGAAUUUGCGGCGAAUGAUGUUGAAGAAACAGAAGAGGAAGCAAUAGAAGAAACAGCUGAAGAAUCAAUAGAAACACAAGACCCAGCCAAUGACUCUGAGGAGGUUCCUGUUGAGUCUCAAGAAAUGGUCCCUGAAACAAAAGAAUAUUCUGAUGAAGAUGAUGAUGAAGAGGAAGGAGGCGGCCGCAUACGUUUUAAAUCUGAACGUAAAGAAGGGACAAUUAUUCGACUGUCUGACUCGACCCGUGAAAGGCGAAACAUCCCAGAAACCUUAGAGCUCUCUGCUGAAGCCAAAGCAUCUCUCCAGGAAUUUGAGGAAAUGGAGCGCAUGCGCAAGGGCAGAUACUGCGCUAAAAGAGGGCGGCGCGGAGGCAUGAAUCCAAUGUUUCGUGGAGAGCAGAGGCACGACAGCAACGACAGGCGAAUCAGGGAGCAGAGAUCAUCUCAUGGGCAACCCAUCCGCAGCCUGUUUCAUCAGAACCAGAUUCAGCCUCUUCUUCCCAUGCCACGCUCCCGGAACCCUUCUUCGGAUUCCAUGACUUCACCGCCUCCACAAGAAAAACAACGAAUGGUCGGAAAACCUCUGAUGUCAACACCGCAGCAGCCAAAAAAUAUACACAUAAAUCCUCAUUUUAAAGGCAAUGUCGUAGCACCUGUUCAAGUGCCACUUUUACCGGCCCCUAACCAGUCUCGACCUCCAAUGGGGUCACCAAGAUUUCCAGGAAUGCCAGACUUUCAACAUGUUCCAAGCCCUGUACCAGGCAACUUCAACCCACCUCCCAGACUACAAGAACCAUGGCGAAAUCCACCACCCCAACCAGAGAGGGAAACAUUCUUUCUAGGAGAACCAAGAUUUCCAAACCAACAUCUUUUUGACCAUCGAAACCCACCUCCAGGCCCCCCUCCUCCACUUUUAAAUAAUAACCAUUCACUUCCAAACCAAGGACAACAUCCAUUCAAUCAACCUGGCCCGGGUUUUAAUCAACCCAGUCCACAGCCAAGGUUCAAUCAACCAGGCCCUCAGCCGAACUUCAGCCAGCCUGGCCCUCAGCCUGGAUUUCCUCAGCCCGGACCUGGUCCGCAGCAGAACUUUAACCAGCCUGGCCCACCACCAGGCUUUAAUCAGCCCGGAUUUAGCCAACCAGGACCACAACCUGGGUUUAACCAACCUGGUCCUCAGCCUGGAUUUACCCAAUCUGGACCUCAGCCUGUGUUUAAUCAGCCUGGUUUUGGUCAACCUGGUCCUCAGCCUGGGUUUAACCAGGUUGGUCAUCAGCCUGGAUUUAACCAACAAGGAAUGAAUCAACCAGGAUAUAACCAGCCUCCCAAUGUGGGGCCUCAGCCAGCUUUCAACCCACCAGCACCUGGUCCUCCAGGUUUUAAUCAACAAGGCCCUUUACCACAACCAGCAUUCAACCAGUCAGGAUUUUCAAGAGAACGCCCAGUUCGACCUAAUGCGCCAUCUCCAGGUCCAAUGGGAAUUCCUCCAUUUAAUCAGAGCUCUCCAAACAGACAUUUUCCUCCUCCACGACCACAGUUUCCUCCAGGUCCAGGCCAGCCAUUUAUGCCUCACAUUCAACCAAAUAUUCAGGGACCUAUGCAAGCACCAAUGCAGCCUCCACACCAGCCUCACCAUACUCCAGGACCUCUCAAACCUCCCAUGCCUAUACCACAGCAGCCGUUCAGACAACAUCUACAAAGCCCACAAAUGCCUUUGAAUAACAGGCUACGUCCACCUAAACCAAGACAGGGUGUUCCUCCUCAAAACAUGACCAUGGGUGGCAAUCAGCAAAUGAUGCACACAAGGAACAGCAACUUGAGGGAGUUACCCAUCGCACCUGCUUCCUCUUUAGACAGGAACAAGAUGAAGCCAAACUCUGCUGCUCAGAUGAAGCCAGUAGGUACCACUGCACCCCAGACAAGACCUGUUGGUGUUGGCAAUCCACAUGUGGCAAAGCAAGCAAAUGCCAGCAUACAGAUGCAGGAAGAAGUGAAACGUGAACAGUUUCCUGAUGAAGAUGAGGAGACCAGAAAUUAUCGUUUAAAGAUAGAAGAGCAGAAGCGAUUAAGAGAAGCAAUUUUAAAACAGAAGGAGUUGCGGCGCCAACAACAAGCAGGGGCUAGGAAAAAGGAAUUGCUGGAAAGACUCUCUCACCAACAACAACAACAGCAGCAACAACAACAACAGCAGCAGCUUCAGCAGCAACAACAACAACAGCAGCAGCAGCAGCAGCAACAACAACAGCAGCAGCAGCAACAGGUUCAACAACAGACUCCUCCAGGGCCGCAGCAAGCCCCCGCUGAGCAGGAGAAAAAAACAAGUCCUGUUACAAACAAUGUUAACCCAAUACCAUCUCUCACUGGCACACAAAUACGUCCAAAUGUGAAAAAUAGACUGCUCACUCAGAAGCCAGGCACACCGCCAGUAAAUGUACUGCAGAAAAUCCCUACGGUGCAACACACAACUGGAGCCAGUACCCCUGUUCAGGGACAACCAAAAAAGAUUAUUAAGAAGACUGUGCAGAACAGGGUAAUGACUGAUAAUCCCGUUCAGAAAGUCCACCAGGUUCGACCUGCUGUUAACGCUGCACAGUUGGGGCCACAACAGAUUGCAAAAGUGGCCUCUGUGCAGGGACAGCCACAGGCGGCAGCCAGACCAGCUGCCACAAAGAGGACAGUUAUGCAGAGGUCUAACAGUGCAAGUGGGGAAGCUGCAAAUACACCCACCAAAGUGCGCGUCAUCAAACUAUCUGCAGCGGGAGGUGACAACGCCAAUGUAUCGGCAGAGGGAAAUUUGCCAGUACAAUCUCUCCAGCCGAAAAUAAACCCACAGCAGAGGCCACCCUUUCAACAGAGACUGCAGCAGCAGCAGCUACAACAACAACAACAAAGGCCUAUCCGAAAAGUGACGAUAGCAAAAGGAACUGUUCAACAGCCACCACAACAAAAUCUGUAUCACGGGCCGCCACCGUUCCAGGGCCACGCACGCCAGAUACGCUCUCACCCAGAGUCUGCAGGCCCUCGUAUCAUGAAUAGUGUUCAGGGGCAUCACCAACCCAACAAGGUUAUUAUGCGCGGAAGGGGCAGAGGAGUAGGAGGACAGAUGGGCCGGGGACGCAUGAUGCCAAAUAAACAAAACCUUCGUGUAGUGGAGUGCAAGCCUCAGCCGUGCGCCGUGUCAGUUGAAGGGCUUUCUUCGUCAACUACUGAUGGCCAGUUGAGAAACAUGCUGAUGUCGGUCGGACCCAUUCAGUUGGCAAAUAACGUGCUGGAUUGCGGUGCAGUAGAGAGACCUCCAUACAAUGAGUUUCCAAAUGCUUCCUCAUCAGCGAAAAGCUAUAGCGACUUUUAAAGAACCCAAACACGCGCUGACUUUCCAACAGAGGUUCCACAGGCAUAUGAUAGAUUUGUCUCACAUCAAUGUGUCACUGGUUGCCGAGUGAAUCCCCAUUGUUGCGCCCAAUCUACGCCACAGCAGCCCAGCGCCAGAAUCAAAGAUGGAUCCCAGAGACUUGCUCGAGCGAUGGAGUUCUGCUUUGGAAUGACACAACGGAAGAACAAAAAGACAGUGGACAUGUGUCCUAAACAGAAUUUUUGGGGGUGGCGGGGUUGCAGUUAGUGAAGGGGGGCCCACAGAGGGACAGUUUCACACCCCCUAAACUGUGAGAGCCUCGUCGACUCGGAUCUGGGCAGUUUUUCUUCUUCCAGUAUAUUUGUUCUUGAAUGUUUGCCAUGCAUGUCUGACUCUGUGAGCAGAGACUGAAGUUUCACACCUCCUAAAAGCAGAACAAAAGUUCCUGUGUAGCAAAGAAUACUUGAUAAUGGUUUCUCUUAUCUUCUAAGUGGAAUGUGUUAAAGCCCACUGACUUGGGGGGGGCUCUUUUUGCUCGAGUGGAUCCCCCUAGCAUUUGGUUAAAAAGGACAAAGUACUUUUUUCUUUUUUUUUUUUAUUCCUGCCUUGUGUGUGUUUGUGUUCUCCUACAGUCACAUGUGUGUUAUAUUGCCCCUGUUUAUACCCCAUAAAGCCAUUCAGAAUUCCACAGUCAUAAGUAUAUUUAUAGGGUAAUUUCUAGUGUUUUCUUACAAGUCCCUAGUCACUGAAAGGAACAUUUAUAACAAUCACCCAGAACCUCAAUCCAAAAAUGCCUUAUUGGAUUUCAGGCUCUUAUUAGAUUGCAGGCUCACCCUGUAUAUUGCAUCUAAAAUAUACUAUUUAGGUUUCUGUGUAUCAGCAGGCACUGAGCUCUACUGUGCUUCCCACUAUUUACACCCAAUUAUUUAUAUAUAUGGAGUCACUUACUAUUAAAUAAGCCAGCCCAUUCCUGCUUUGCUUGGAGAUCAGCUUUAGUAGCCGGCCAUUCCAAGGAUAUAUAUUUUCCUUAAUUGUUACAGUGGGUCCCUGCUUUACAAAGGAAAGGAAAAAAAAUAUGAUUUCUGAACUUUUUGUGUUAUGCUAGUGCAGCCAUAAUUACCAAGGGUGAGUAUCUCCUUAUUCUUCACUGCCCAGUUCCAUAAUAUUGAAAAGACAACAGCAGCUUUAUAUACAUCCUUGCAUUGACCUUACAGUUUUAAGGUUCUCGUACAUUGGCUGCACCCCGUCUCUAGGUAGACAUUGGCCCCACACAGACUAUAUAUGGACCAAUUGGUGGCCAAAUUAGUUUACAAAGUUUAAAAAAAAGAAAUCAUAAUCGUAAAGCCUGGUUUCAUAAAGGAUAUGUUGUAGCCACAGUUAUAGCGCCCUACAUUCAUACGUUCAACGUUUUUCCCCAAUCAGGACAGCCCCACCAACAGUUAUAAAUCCCAUUUGUCUAUAUCCGGUGCAAAGGAAGCUGUACUUAAGCCAAGUCACGCUCAUAAACAAAUGAUGUCCCCUAUAGUCAUGCUGGGAGUUGUACCUCACACCAGCCGUGCCACAGGUCCCUGCUAUAGGUUGUGCAGCAUAAAUAAUGUUCUUGGCCGUUACCACCGAGCCAGCCAUAUUACUUUAAUGCAAAUACAAAAUGCAGCAUAAAUAUAUAUUAGCACAGAUGCUCCAAAUAAAGUAUCACCCUAUGUUGGCUUUAUACAUUGGUAUCUCCUUAUAAAUAUGCCAGUGCAGAAUACUCAUAGAUUAGCAGCCUGGAACCAUGUCUGCUUGAGCUUCAAUAAGUGGACUUAUAUCUGUGUCCUUGCAGCUCUUGUUAUUGUAAUGGGCCUUCUAGAUUAACUUCCUGCCAUGGUCAGGUGAUGGGGCGGGGCUAAUUCCCGCAACUGCUGUAGGAAUGCUUCUGGAACUGGCGGCCUCAGGAAGUCUUAUAGUGGGACCUGGGAAAGCCCACCAUGCUUCCAGCAACAGAAUCUAAUAAAUCCCUAAAUAUAAGACAAUUGCAUUAUGUUAGCUUUAAAAAGUCCCUCUCACAGUAGACUAGACUAGAAAUGCCCACUGUAUAAAGCUUGGGAACUGUAGCACAAUGUAUAUUUAGCAUCUUUUUGCAGACUGAGCAAUCUGUACAGGCUUUAGGGUCUAGGGGUACCAGAGUUCCACACUGCCAUUAAGAUUAAGCGCCACCCAUAGGUCAUUCUAGGCCCCUUCCUUCACUUUUCUGCACACCAUGCCGGCGUAGAUAUAUAUUCCGUGCUGUGUAUAAAACUAACGCCAUAUUACUUAUAGCACUGAUUUCAGUUAGACAGCACCCCAAGCCCUGUGUUCCUCAUACACUCCCUUUAUUUCUACUUUAUUCUACUGCUCUAGAACAAGUUGUGUGAAUGGAAGCUCCUCUCAGAUCUAGAUCCUAGUUGGCUUUGUCCUUGGAAGAUCUGGCGUAACCAUUAUCUGUAUUCUCUCAUUGCCGCGCAUUUGGGUUUAAUACUCACCGUGCACAUUGGUGCGUUUAUUGUAAAUACUGGAGGAUGGGGGGAGGUCGGGGUAAAAACAAAAAAAGACUUUUAAAUUAAGAUAUUCUGCCACUAAGCAGUCGUCACCUGUCGGACUUUACCUUUGCCCCCUGAAAGCAAAAUUCCUUUUAUGUUUGUGGUUUUUUUUUCUGUAAUCUUUCAAUUUUAUAAAGAUAAUUAGUAAGUGAAUGAUUUUAUCCUGAGCGGUGUAUUAUUUUGUCAGGAUACUAUGAUCUUGAUACUAUUACCCCCCCCCCCAGGUUUAUUUUACUUCUCUUUUAUUUCUUUUUGGUCAAUGUUAUGUUUUCGCAUCAAACCAUAGAAAUUGUCAUUUGAAUUGCUCAUUUCCAGAUCAUUUCAGUGUUUCCAUCUCUCUCUCUGUUUCUCUUGGGAAAACGCAUGCUGCAUUGUCACCUAAACCUUCAUGGGAAAAUGAUUUUUUUCACUAGGAGUUUCAUGGAGAAAAGGUUUUUUUUGAUCAAAUGUAUUUUGAGAGUAUUUGGUUCGUUGGUGUAAGUUGGUUACAAAUUCUUUAUUUUCAGUAGUUGGAAAAACAAAAACUAAAGCUGGGUUCCCCGUUUAUCUUAGAGUCUUGCAGUCCAGCAUCCUUCAUAUUUGUGUCCCCUUUAAACCGGUCCUUGGGAGAAACUUAUAUCUCUGGGUGCGCUGUGUAAUUCCACACUUGUGCCCUCUCUUUUUGCCUACAUACACACACACCCUUAAAUCCUUUGCCCCUCUAUCUAUCCUCCAUACAUAGCAGACCCUAUGUGGAUAAAAAAACAUGGCACAUUGGUUUUAAAUGAGGCAUGGCACAGACGCAGAAACCAUUCCUCCGCCGGCACUUGGCUGCUGGAAACCAAUGACACGUGUUAAUCUGUUUAUAGUCUGCAGGCAUAGGAGGAAAAGGGGGGAAUGGAGGGGCAAACCCCAAUCUGCAGCCUUUUUAUUCCAUUCUGACAUUCCAACCAUCAUCUUUUUGUGCCACUAAAAUAAAACAACUGUUUUCAGCUUUGCCUACAGCUGUUUAAUGGUUCUAGUGGGUUUCCUUUUAGAUGUGCCACUUGUCUUAGGGCAAUUCAAGUUCCCUUAAUGACAUUAUUUAUAUAGUAAGUAAUAUGCCCCCUAUAUAUUCAUUCCACGUUCCAAUAAGUGGCUAUUUGUCUGCACAGUCAUAGCCCUGUAUUAGAUCCUUCUCCCAGUUAGUAAUGGGAGUACAGCGUGCCCAGCCUGUCCCACUGCCAUACGCUUCAUAGCACCCAGGAACUACUCCCUGAGGGUGCAGAGAGUUUAGAAACUCCUAGCUCUUUCUCCUAUGCACAGGAUGGGCCUUACCUGCCAUUCCCCUGAGCCGUUUGGGAACUUUCUGUUUAUCCCUUAAUAUAAUUCAGUGUUAGUGUUGCCACUGCACCCACUGCCCAGUGUCUGUUUAAUAUCCUUAUGUUCCCUUCUAGAAACAUGAAGCUGCUCUUCACCCCCCAUCCCCUGUCUUUAUUAAAAGAAUAGGUUCCCCUAACAUUUGGGCAAGUGAGGUGCUGCCGAUCGGUACAAGUGUUGGCCCCAAGGGGCCUCUGUAAAACAAUAUUCCAUGUUUAUAAGAUUUUAUGUCAAUUUAAAUGUGUAAAUAACUUGCUUCCUAACUUUGUAUGGUGUAAAUGUAACCCUGUGUCUUAUUUUGUGUUGUUUUUUUUUACUUUUAUCUAAAAUUUGUAUUUUUUCCUUGACUACAAACAACAAAUUCUUCUUGAUUUUGUUUGCAGGUGGAGCCUCUCCGGGUUGUACUGGUAGCGUUGGGUAGCAAUGUGUGUCUGUAGCGUUUGGGCAGCUGUGUAGCAUCCCAGAGCAAUUCCUAUUGUUUUAUAGAAUGUUGUAUUUAGAUAAAAUAGAAGUUGCUUCUUACUGAUUGAACAUGUUGUAAAUAACCAGUGUUUUUAGGGGACCACUGUGUGAAUCAAGGGCAACUUCAGCAGUGAGUGAACCUAAUGUGUUGUAACCCCCCCCGAGGGGCAUAUUUAUUACUUACUGAGCAUCGGCCCUGGGUAUUCGAUAACAAAAAAACAGGGUGAGUUUCUUAUCUGGCAUCGACUGAUUUUAUUUCCCCAAGUUUCAUAAAUGGAUUUUUAUCCCCAAAAAUAAAAAAUCUUGCCAGGUUUUAGUUUUUUUAUUUUUGGGAAAAAAAAAAUUCCAGUUGAGGAAUUUCUUUUAAAAAAAAUGAGAGGGAGAAAAAAAAAAAGCAAUCGAUACCAGAGAUAAGGAAGUGACGCGGGAUUUCUAGCAUUGAUUAUCCCAACAGUGAUGCUGGGAAAGUAAUUAAUAUGCCCCUGAGUGCUGCUUUACUUGUUAUUGGUAACCCCCCCCCCAAUAAUCCCUAAAUAUGUCUGACCCUCCCUCAUUAUUUGCCCCAGCCCUCCCCUGGGCAUUCCCUGCAUGUGGGCAGAGUUGCACACAAGGGGGGCAGGGCAAGUGCCAUUUUCCUGUGCAAGAGGGGUGUAGGAUUGUACCAAAGGCGCCGGGGGUCACUUCCCUGUGCUACUAUGCUUUAAGAUAAAUUGCCAUUUGAGCAACCUUACAAGUAUUGAGUUAAUGUGUAUUUUUAAUUUUCAGCAAAGUGAGGAGCUAUGUGCUGUGCUACCAGGCCCAGAGCAUGGCGUUUCAGGGCAUGGACAUAGGGGUAUGAGCAUAGGCAGGGGCGGGGCCAGCAGCACUUGGUAGGUACAUACUAUGUGUAGGGGGUCUCUGCCUGUGAGACAUAAGAGUGCUCUUUUGGGUACCAUUAUGGGCAGCCAGGAUCCUUCAGGGCUCCAGCACUUAUUUAUUUCCAUUAGAUUCCUAGUUUUGCACAUUGCAGAUUCUAUGCACUGAUCUUUGGGGUGCCUAUAGGGGGCGCUCAUUCACAGUUUAAAUAUAGUCACACUGAUUUACCAUUAAAUCCUAUGGAUUUGUGUUUUUAUGGCAUUGGCCUUGCUCCGUGGGAAGGUUCUUACUGGAUUCCAUGUUGGGAUCUUAUUGUUAUAUUGUCACAUUGCCGGGGAGGAUGGUGGUAUAGCUGUCACUCUGCCCAGCUGUGCGCUUCCUAACGGCACUUUAUGGCACAUUUCUGUCACUAGACACAGGGCUACUAGUAAUGGCUAGUGUACUGACUGCCCCAUGUACGGCCUGGUCCAGUCCCACCACUCAUCCAGUCUAACCACUAAGCGUGAAUGGCUAGUGGGACAUAUGUGAGUGCCUGGGCAGCGGCACGGGGAUCCGUAGGGAGAGCCUAGAGCAGCACCGGGUUCCCAUUAGUGAUAGGGUGCUUCUUAAUGAAGGGGAGCAGCAGUGGGGAACCAUGGCUGCCAUAGCCUUUUUCUUAAUGGCUUUCUCUUUCUAGGAGGUCAGAUCCAAUGCUGUUUAACCUCUUUCUUUCCAGCUUCUCUCCCCACAAGCCUAACCUGUUUCCCUUUAGGAGCUCCUGCCCUUAACGUGAUUUUAUUUGCAGGUAGGAAAGAGGCAGCAAAACGCGUUCCGCUGCCGGGCUGCACUAAUCUCUUCAUUCCUCUUCUUUUUUACAGAUUCAGCACUAACGCCACUUGUUCUCUCCAUUAAUGCACUAUUUUCCUAUAGGUACCAGGCCGGAUUCCGCUGUCAUUCCUGGGAAAUCAGCCGCCGCUGUAAAUGCCCUUACGCUCUUUCUCUUGUUGUUAUUAUCAGUCUGCAACGGGUUUUCUAUUCCCCAUUACUGGGCCACACGGUGCCGCCUCUCGGUGUGAUCCUUCCCAAAAUCUGUUAGUUUCAGUGAAACCGACCUGUAAACCAAUAAACUCGCUCGGGUUUGGAGCAAUGUGAUCACAUGACCAAUUCUGUAUCGAGAAUUCAUUAUGCUUUAUAAUAAAGUGCUUCUUCAUUCCUCCCGAAUGUCUUAUUUCAUUUAUUAAUGUACAUAUAAUAAUAAAUGCCUAAUAAUGUGCAUAUUUUCAUGUGCUCUUCCGAUUGUAUGGAAGUUUUGUAUUUAUAUUUUUAUACAGAAAUAAAGUUACUCUUUUUUUUACUUUAA